This is a messenger RNA of Vicia villosa (hairy vetch), 3281 nucleotides long. RefSeq lists its product as uncharacterized. The transcript is spliced from 3 exons. The record is from RefSeq and is a predicted model, not a curated record. NCBI's taxonomy places the organism in Eukaryota, Viridiplantae, Streptophyta, Magnoliopsida, Fabales, Fabaceae. Bases 1 to 1761 code for a protein of 586 amino acids.
AUGGAACAUGACAUGGACGGAUUAAUUCAUGAUGUUUUUGGAGUUCAUUUGAUGGAAGAACCGACUUUUGGUGAAGGUGAAAGAAAUCCAGAAGUUGGAGAAAGCUCUAAGUUCGGAGAAAACAUAAAGUUUUAUCAAUUGGUGGAGGAUAAUGAGAAAAGGCUUUAUCCAAAUUAUUUACUAAGAGAUGCUUUACCGGAGGAAAAUGUUUUGCCGAAGUCAUACUAUGAAACAAAGAAGAUGAUUUUAGCGUUAGGUUUGGGUUAUGAGAAGAUCCAUGCGUGUCCUAAUGAUUGCAUAUUAUAUCGAAAUAAAUAUGUCAAUGAUCAAGUAUGUCCAAAGUGUGGUACGUCAAGGUGGAAAACAACAAAUGGAGAUGUACCAGCUAAUGAAAUGGGGACUUCUGAAAAGAGAAAGAACUUACCUGCAAAAAUCCUUCGAUGGUUUCCAUUGAAACAAAUGCUACAAAGAUUGUUCAUGUCCUUCGAAGUUGUUGAAUCGAUGAGAUGGCACCAAGAUGGUAGAUUGAAUGAUGGUUCUCUUAGACAUCCAGCUGACUCACUUGCUUGGAAGGAGUUUGAUGCUCGAUAUCCGACAUUUUCGUCAGAUCCUCGUAAUGUUCGACUAGGAUUGGCUUCUGAUGGGUUCAAUCCUUUCAAGACUAUGAGUAUUUCUCACAGCACUUGGCCAAUCAUUCUCAUUCCUUAUAAUCUUCCUCCUUGGAUGUGCAUGAAACAAUCAUUCUUCAUGGUAUCAUUACUAAUUCCUGGUCCUAAAAGUCCUGGAAAUAACAUUGAUAUUUAUCUACAACCAUUAGUAGAAGAGUUGCAAGAUUUAUGGAACGAUGGAAUUGAAACUUAUGAUGCCUAUAAGAGAGACAAAUUUCAACUUCGUGCUGCUGUAAUGUGGACUAUCAAUGACUUUCCAGCAUAUGCUAACCUUUCUGGAUGGAUUACUAAAGGUCAAUAUGCAUGUCCAUGUUGUGGUAUUGAAACUAAUUCACGAUGGUUAAGCAUUGGUAAAAAAAAUUUCUACAUGUGUCAUCUUCGUUGGUUAGCUCCUAGGCAUAAGUGGAGGUUGAAUGAGAAGGAUUUUGACGGAACACAGGAGUUAAGGAAUCCUCCCAAAAGACUUGAUGGGGAUGAUAUUUUAAGGCAAAUAGAUAAAUCUAGAGAUGAAGGUUUAGAGAAUGGGGCACAACCAUGGAAAAAGAAGAGCAUUUUCUUCACAUUACCUUAUUGGCAAUAUAAUGUGUUGCGUCACAAUCUUAAUGUGAUGCACAUUGAAAAAAAUGUAUGUGAUAACAUAAUUGGUACAUUGUUAAACCAAGAGGGAAAAUCCAAAGAUAAUUAUAAGGCGCGAGCUGACCUUGUAGUUAUGGGCAUAAGAAGCAUGCUUCAUCCUCAAUCGAGCCCUAAAAGGCGUACAUUUCUUUUGCCUAGAGCAUGCUAUCAAAUGACUAACAAAGAAAAAUAUGCUUUUUUGAGCAUCCUCAAGAAUGUAAAAAGUCCAGAUGAAUGUUCAUCAAGCAUCCCACGUUGUGUCCAAGUCAAUCAACGCAAGAUAUUUGGCUUAAAAAGUUAUGACUGUCAUGUUUUGAUGCAAGAGCUUCUUCCAAUAGCGUUAAGGGGUUCAUUGCCGGAUAAAGUCACUUCAGUUUUGGUUGAUCUUUGCAAUUUCUUCAAGCAAAUUUGUUCUAAGGUACUUAAUGUGGAGUAUCUAUCACAAUUGGAGUCCAAAAUAGCCACAACACUUUGUUAGUUAGAAACAAUUUUUCCACCUUCGUUUUUUACUGUGAUGGUGCAUUUGGUAAUUCAUUUGGCAAAUGAAGCAAAAGUUGCGGGACCGGUACAAUAUCGAUGGAUGUAUCCUAUUGAGAGGUAUGCAUCUUAUAUUUAUCAAUAAUUUUUUUAAGAGAGUUUUUUGGAUUAUAAGAGCAUGAUAUAUAAAAUAGACUCACUUUCAGGUUUCUUCUUACUCUUAAGUCCUUUGUACGUAAUAGAGCACAUCUAGAGGGAUCAAUUGCAAAAGGUUUUUUAGCCAAUGAAUGUUUAACAAUUUGUUCGCAAUAUCUUUCUGGAGUGGAAACUAGAUUGAAUCGACCUAGCAGAAAUGAUGAUCAAAUGGGUUCUACAUUGAAACAUGAUGAUACCUUUUUACAUCCUAUUGGAAGACCCUUAUGGAAGAAGAGAAAGCAAAAGUUAAAAUUUGGGAAGCGAAGGAGAGUGAAUGGAACUAAACUUGAUGAGAAAGAGUUAACACAAACACAUAAAUAUGUACUUUCUAAUUGUGAUGCAGUUACUCCAUAAGUAGAGUAAGACACAAAUUAUAUUUUAGUUUUAUACUAAUCACAUAUUUUUAUAAAUUUUUUAAUUCCACUAUCUUAAUUUUUAGAGAACACAUUGCACUUCUUAAAAGACAGAGUCAUCCGCGACGAAUGUCACAACAUGAAAUUGACAAACAACAUGGUCGAAAAUUUACCGAUUGGUUUAAAAAAAGGAUUCAUCGCUUGGAUGAAGAAGGGAGCCCACAAGUUACUCAUCAACUUAGAUGGUUAGCUCGUGGACCAUUUGAGUAUGUUAGAAGAUACACUGGUUAUGCAAUUAAUGGUUUUAGAUUCCACACAAAGAAGAGAGAGAGAUACUUGAAAACACAAAAUAGUGGAGUAGUUGUAAAGACCAAAACUUCAAAAGAUGAAGUUAAUUAUUAUGGGGCAGUAACUGAUAUUUUUGAGUUAGAUUAUUCUGGCAAGUACAAGGCUGUGUUGUUCAAAUGUGAUUGGGUUGAUAUUAAGAAAGGUGUCAAGAAAGAUAAGUUUGGGAUAACACUUGUAACUUUCAAAUUUUUGAAACAUACCUGAAAAGAUAUUUGUGAUGAUCCAUUUGUUUUUGCAUCACAAACUAAGAAAGUGUUUUAUGUAUAUGAUGGGAGAAACAAGGAUUGGGCUGCUGUUCUGGAUGCAAAUGUCAGAGAUGUCUAUGAUAUGGGUGAUGAUGAAUUUAAUGAAAUUGAAGAAAUUCACGAUCAAGUAAUGCAUGAUACAAGUGAAGCUACACAUGAUGUUAAUGAUUUGGUUAGGCUUGAAGUUGAGGAUGAUAACGAUUUCUUUGAAGUUGUGGUGGAUGUUAAUGGUGAUGAUGAAAAUGGUGAUGAGGAGGAAGAAUGGGAAAAUUUGUUUUAGUUAUGAUUAAUUUUGAGCAAUUUUGGUGUUGUUUUUUUUUUGUUUUGACUUGUUUUGUAGAAUCGUUGUUCUAUUUGAACUUGAUGGUUUCUUAGGUUAU